Messenger RNA from Esox lucius (northern pike), 697 nucleotides. RefSeq lists its product as uncharacterized. The transcript is spliced from 2 exons. The record is from RefSeq and is a predicted model, not a curated record. Bases 16 to 669 code for a protein of 217 amino acids. Lineage: Eukaryota; Metazoa; Chordata; Actinopteri; Esociformes; Esocidae.
AACGACGAGGACGACAUGCUAUCAGUGGAGGACGGUUCUACGCAGAGCCGCGCUCCCCUGACCCAAGUGAGCUCGCUCCCUUCCCACGUGGGCUGUGGUGGCGGUUCCCACGUCUCUCCUUCUCUCCGGGGAGAACUCGAGGACGACUUCUCUUCAGCUGCCUCUCUCCGUCCGCCCCCUCUCCGCGUGGAGUUUGCGGGUAUGAUUGAGAGAGCAGCUCUACGCAUCCAGCUGCCCUUGCCUCCUCUGCCUACACCUAAACAGCCUUCGGAUAUGUCCUUCGGUUCCUGGGCUGAGCGAGUGAAACCGGUGGACUCCCCUGCUCCUGAAGUCCGUGGUUUUAAGGGCCUCGCCGAGGGUUCCUGGUCUGCUCCAGCUUCUGUCCACACGGCCAUAGCGUCUUUUAAGAAGACUGACGAGGGACGGAAGGAGCUAUCCUGGCACCUUCCUUUAGCCGGUUCAUCUGCCCGACGGUCCUCCUCCUCUUCUCAUCGCCAGGGUUCUUCCGCCAAACGUCGCCAGCGCCGUCAUGUCUCUGCCACCGCCUCCGCUGCUGCCCCAGCUCCUCCUGCCACGGCUUCAGCUCCUGCUCCUCCUCCGGUGCGUCGUAGACUACCCGCUCCCAAACUCAGCGUUCUCUGGCCGUCUAAGAAGCCCAGACCAUCCUGACUAGGCGUGGAGCGGGCUGUGAGUGGCA